Galendromus occidentalis (western predatory mite) is the source of this 591-nucleotide messenger RNA. Its product is annotated as gamma-aminobutyric acid receptor subunit beta-like. Bases 1 to 591 code for a protein of 196 amino acids. Gene Ontology annotation, cellular component: membrane. NCBI's taxonomy places the organism in Eukaryota, Metazoa, Arthropoda, Arachnida, Mesostigmata, Phytoseiidae. Gene Ontology annotation, biological process: monoatomic ion transmembrane transport. The record is from RefSeq and is a predicted model, not a curated record. The transcript is spliced from 4 exons. Gene Ontology annotation, molecular function: transmembrane signaling receptor activity; extracellular ligand-gated monoatomic ion channel activity.
AUGGAUCUGCACGACUUCCCCGUGGACGUCCAGAUUUGCCCGAUAAACAUACAUGCUUGGAUCUACCCGAAUUCAUCGCUCCAUGUCAAAUGGCUCGACGCACCCACGAACGACCGGGGAUCUGGAUCGGCGGCGCUGAACCCCCGACAAAAGAUGCUCGAAUACGAAGUUUCUCUUGAGGCUUAUCAGCAGGGCGAGAGCUACGUCACCGAAGAUGAGAAAAGAAUUAUGGACGGGGUGAAAGUCUUGGUUCGAUUCCGACGCCUGCUGACCUACCAACUGAUCAAAUGCUUCUUGCCCUCAUUUUUCUUAGUCCUCGUUGGAUUUGCGUCGAUGUGGAUAUCUCUCGACGCGUCGAACGAAAGACUCGCGCUGAGUACCACCGUACUCCUCGCUCUGUAUACUCAGCUGGGAGCUAUAAGAAGCGCCAUCCCGAGUGUCUCGUACAUGACCUUUUGCGACAUAUAUGUCGUCGCAUGCAUGGGCUUCGUGGUUCUGUCAAUUUGUGAAUCGGUCGUCAUGGAAAGACUCCACGCCUCGACCGAGACGAUAUCAACAGCCAACGAUGAGGUUCGGCACCGAGACGAAUGA